Candida tropicalis MYA-3404 is the source of this 396-nucleotide messenger RNA. RefSeq lists its product as uncharacterized. The coding region runs from base 1 to 396 and encodes 131 amino acids. The record is from RefSeq and is a predicted model, not a curated record. Lineage: Eukaryota; Fungi; Ascomycota; Pichiomycetes; Serinales; Debaryomycetaceae. The transcript has a single exon.
AUGACAACUAGUGAAGGUUCAACUGAAAAUAAACAGAGUAUUCCAGAACCAGUGGUUUUAAAUACCAAACCAAAUUCAGAUAAAUUGAUCACAGACGAAGUGGAAAAAGACAAAUCUAAAGUUGAUUUCACUAAAGGAAAUGUUGAAGAAUUCAAGUUUUAUCCAGAUAAUCCAAAGAGUCAUAGACACAAAUAUAAAUGGUCAAUGAAAGAACCUUCUAAGUUUUAUGAUCCAUGUGAAGAAAGUAGAAUGGCAUCAAUGGAUUGUUUAUACCGUAAUCAAGAUGACAAAUAUGUCUGUCAAGAGUUUUUCGAUGCAUACAGAGAAUGCCGAAAGGAUUUCUUUAGAAAGAAAAGACAAGAUAAAGUAGAAGGUAAGAAAGGAUGGGGCUGGUAA